GCGGCAGAGGAGCCGCAACCGCAGCGGGGCCGGGCCGGGCCGGGCGCGCAGCAGCGGCAGCGGCAGCGGCAGCAUCUCGCUCUCUGAGCCGGUGCAGGUUAUUGCAGCCCCUGGAGUGAGGACAGAGAAUCCCCGAGGAGACAGAGCCAGACUUUGUCACCCUGUCACCAGAGCUGGCGAGACACGGGCCCUACUUUUCAAACCCUGAUGCCUCUCGUUUAACCAGAAGACGUGGAGGGGAGCCGCCACCUCUGACCAUGUAGAUACUCGCUACAGGAAGCAGCAUGGGCCCUGCUGAAUGGAGACUCCUGGGUCUGCAGCCCUGAGCCCCUCCGGCCCCUGGACCUCGCCCCGUACCCGGGGACGCCCCGUGGAGCUCGCCGCUGCUGCCGCCAGCCUGCCUCGGCCGCCCCCGCCCCCUGGGACCCGGAGCCAACCGCCUGGGCCCUGAGCUGUCCAGUGAGGCCGUGCUGAGGACAGCCACACGGAGCCACCUCCCAGCAGCCUCUCGUCCAGCGCUGACCCUCGGGCUCACCCCGAGUGGGGACCGCGGCAGACAUGGGUGACAUGACCAACAGCGACUUUUACUCCAAAAACCAAAGAAAUGAGUCGAGCCAUGGGGGCGAGUUCGGGUGCACGAUGGAGGAGCUCCGCUCGCUCAUGGAGCUGCGGGGGACUGAGGCUGUGGUCAAGAUCAAGGAGACUUAUGGGGACACAGAAGCCAUCUGCCGGCACCUCAAGACCUCGCCUGUCGAAGGUUUGCCGGGCACUGCUCCAGACCUGGAAAAAAGAAAGCAGAUUUUUGGGCAAAAUUUUAUACCUCCAAAGAAGCCAAAAACUUUCCUGCAGCUUGUGUGGGAAGCACUGCAAGAUGUGACGCUGAUCAUCUUGGAAAUCGCAGCCAUCAUCUCCCUGGGUCUCUCCUUCUACCACCCGCCGGGCGAGAGCAACGAAGGGUGCGCGACAGCCCAGGGUGGGGCGGAGGAUGAAGGGGAGGCAGAGGCAGGCUGGAUCGAGGGGGCCGCCAUCCUGCUCUCGGUCAUCUGUGUGGUUCUGGUCACGGCCUUCAAUGACUGGAGCAAAGAGAAGCAGUUCCGGGGCCUGCAGAGCCGCAUCGAGCAGGAGCAGAAGUUCACCGUGGUUCGGGCUGCCCAGGUGGUCCAGAUUCCCGUGGCUGAGAUCGUGGUUGGGGACAUUGCCCAGGUCAAAUAUGGUGACCUCCUCCCUGCUGAUGGCCUCUUCAUCCAGGGUAAUGACCUCAAAAUCGAUGAGAGCUCCCUGACCGGGGAAUCUGACCAGGUGCGCAAGUCUGUGGACAAGGACCCCAUGCUGCUGUCAGGGACCCAUGUGAUGGAGGGCUCAGGACGGAUGGUGGUGACUGCUGUGGGUGUGAACUCUCAGACUGGCAUCAUCUUUACCUUGCUGGGGGCCGGUGGCGAAGAGGAAGAAAAGAAAGACAAGAAAGGUGUGAAGAAUGGGGAUGGCCUUCAGCUGCCAGCGGCAGAUGGUGCGGCAGGUUCAAAUGCUGCAGAUAGUGCAAAUGCCAGCCUAGUCAAUGGUAAAGUGCAGGAUGGCACUGUGGACGCCACCCAGAGCAAAGCCAAACAGCAGGACGGGGCCGCCGCCAUGGAGAUGCAGCCCCUCAAGAGCGCCGAGGGUGGUGAUGCCGAUGACAAGAAGAAGGCCAACAUGCACAAGAAGGAGAAGUCCGUGCUGCAGGGCAAGCUCACCAAGCUGGCUGUACAGAUUGGCAAGGCGGGCCUGGUGAUGUCGGCCAUCACCGUCAUCAUCCUGGUGCUCUACUUCACCGUGGACACCUUCGUGGUCAACAAGAAGCCGUGGCUGCCCGAGUGCACACCCGUCUACGUGCAGUACUUCGUCAAGUUCUUCAUCAUCGGCGUGACCGUGCUGGUGGUUGCCGUGCCUGAGGGCCUCCCUCUGGCCGUCACCAUCUCGCUGGCCUACUCGGUGAAGAAAAUGAUGAAGGACAACAACUUGGUCCGCCACCUGGACGCCUGUGAGACCAUGGGCAAUGCCACAGCCAUCUGCUCGGACAAGACAGGCACACUGACUACCAACCGCAUGACCGUGGUGCAGGCAUACGUCGGCGACGUCCACUACAAGGACAUCCCCGACCCCAGCUCCGUCAACGCCAAGACCAUGGAGCUGCUGGUCCACGCCAUUGCCAUCAACAGCGCCUACACCACCAAGAUCCUGCCCCCGGAGAAGGAGGGUGCGCUGCCGCGGCAGGUGGGCAACAAGACCGAGUGCGGCCUGCUGGGCUUCGUGCUGGACCUGAAACAGGACUACGAUCCCGUGCGCACCCAGAUGCCAGAGGAGAAACUGUACAAAGUGUACACCUUCAACUCCGUGCGCAAAUCUAUGAGCACGGUCAUCAAACUGCCCGACGAGAGCUUCCGCAUGUACAGCAAGGGCGCUUCAGAGAUCGUGCUCAAGAAAUGCUGCAAAAUCCUCAAUGGGGCGGGGGAGCCCCGGGUCUUCCGGCCCCGCGACCGGGACGAGAUGGUGAAGAAGGUGAUCGAGCCCAUGGCCUGUGACGGGCUCCGCACCAUCUGCGUGGCCUACCGGGAUUUCCCUGGCAGCCCCGAGCCCGACUGGGACAACGAGAACGACAUCCUCAAUGACCUCACCUGCAUCUGCGUGGUGGGCAUCGAGGACCCCGUGCGGCCCGAGGUCCCAGAAGCCAUCCGCAAGUGCCAACGGGCGGGCAUCACGGUCCGCAUGGUCACCGGUGAUAACAUCAACACGGCCCGGGCCAUCGCCAUCAAGUGUGGCAUCAUCCAUCCUGGGGAGGACUUCCUGUGCCUCGAGGGCAAGGAGUUCAACCGGAGGAUCCGCAACGAGAAGGGGGAAAUUGAGCAGGAGCGAAUCGACAAGAUCUGGCCGAAGCUGCGGGUGCUGGCUCGCUCCUCCCCCACGGACAAGCACACCCUGGUCAAAGGCAUCAUCGACAGCACGCACACGGAGCAGCGGCAAGUGGUGGCCGUGACGGGGGACGGGACCAACGAUGGGCCCGCACUCAAGAAGGCCGAUGUGGGCUUUGCCAUGGGCAUCGCGGGCACAGAUGUGGCCAAGGAGGCCUCUGACAUCAUCCUGACCGACGACAACUUCAGCAGCAUCGUCAAGGCAGUGAUGUGGGGCCGCAACGUCUACGAUAGCAUUUCCAAGUUCCUGCAGUUCCAGCUGACAGUCAAUGUGGUGGCCGUGAUCGUGGCCUUCACGGGCGCCUGCAUCACGCAGGACUCCCCUCUGAAGGCUGUGCAGAUGCUCUGGGUGAACCUCAUCAUGGACACGUUUGCUUCCCUGGCGCUGGCCACUGAGCCACCCACCGAGACGCUGCUCCUGAGGAAGCCCUACGGCCGCAACAAGCCACUCAUCUCGCGCACCAUGAUGAAGAACAUCCUGGGCCACGCCGUCUACCAGCUCACCCUCAUCUUCACCCUGCUCUUUGUGGGCGAGAAGAUGUUCCAGAUCGACAGCGGGAGGAACGCGCCCCUGCACUCCCCACCCUCGGAGCAUUACACCAUCAUCUUCAACACCUUCGUCAUGAUGCAGCUCUUCAACGAGAUUAACGCCCGCAAGAUCCACGGCGAGCGCAACGUCUUCGACGGCAUCUUCCGGAAUCCUAUCUUCUGCACCAUCGUGCUGGGCACAUUCGCCAUCCAGAUAGUGAUUGUGCAGUUUGGGGGGAAGCCGUUCAGCUGCUCUCCGCUGCAGCUGGACCAGUGGAUGUGGUGCAUAUUCAUCGGGUUAGGAGAGCUCGUCUGGGGCCAGGUCAUCGCCACCAUCCCGACCAGCAGACUCAAGUUCCUCAAGGAGGCAGGGAGGCUCACACAGAAGGAGGAGAUCCCCGAGGAGGAGCUCAACGAGGACGUGGAGGAGAUAGAUCACGCCGAGAGGGAGCUGCGGCGGGGCCAGAUCCUGUGGUUCCGCGGCCUGAACCGGAUCCAGACCCAGAUUGAAGUAGUCAAUACUUUCAAGAGCGGGGCCUCCUUUCAGGGGGCCCUCCGGAGACAGUCCUCCGUCACCAGCCAGAGCCAGGACAUCCGCGUGGUGAAGGCGUUCCGUAGCUCUCUCUACGAAGGUUUAGAAAAGCCUGAGUCUCGAACCUCCAUCCAUAAUUUCAUGGCUCACCCCGAAUUCCGGAUCGAAGAUUCACAGCCCCACAUCCCCCUCAUCGACGACACCGACCUGGAAGAAGAUGCCGCGCUCAAGCAGAACUCGAGCCCGCCCUCAUCGCUCAACAAGAACAACAGCGCCAUCGACAGCGGGAUCAACCUGACGACCGACACAAGCAAAUCAGCUACCUCUUCAAGUCCAGGGAGCCCCAUCCACAGCCUGGAGACGUCACUUUAGCUGAGGAACCCCCCCGUCGCCCGGCCGCCCGCCCUCACGGACCCCGCCGCGGCCCGCCUUGCGGGCACACACACACCCACCGGGCACCCGAAUCACCAAGCAGCAACGAGCAACAACGGAAAACCGAACGCUGGAGAGAAAAACCAACGUUCCUACCCAACAGACCCUUUUCUUUGGCUGCGAUGCUGUUUGAACUCUUUUUCACUUGGAGGCAAGGGGCGGGAUCUCUGCUGGGGGCUGAUGGGAGUGAGCGAUUUGCCCGAAACAUGCCCUUCCUGGCUCCCGCCCGCACGUGGAGCAGCCGCGCCCCCUGCAUGAAUGUACUGCACACGUCCGGUCCUCCCCCGUUUGGUUUUUUUGGGGGGGGGGGGUUGGGGAGGGUUUUUUGUUUGUUUGUUUUCUUAGGCGGGAACUGCAAACAGACUCUUUUCUGAGACUAUUUAUCCAAUCCACUGGUCUGUGAGUUUUUGAAAUGCUUGCACAGCAUGGUCUCAGUUGUAAAGAUUAAUUUAAUAACUUUUUUGGAAACUGCAGAGCUUAACUCGCCUGGUAGAUCUGCACCAACGGAACCGAAGAACUUCAUAGACACUCAUGAGGUUAUAUCCAUUUCUUUGUAUCUAUAUCAACGUAUACUUCUCCAACACGGUAUACGUCCAUAUAGAUAGGUAGAUAUAUAUAUAUAUACAUAUAUAUAUAUACAUAUAUAUAUACAUAUAUAUACAUGGAUAUAUAAAGUUUCUUUGCCGGCAUGUUGCCUUGUUUCAGCUUAAAUUGCUCUAUUUUAACUUAUUUAUGUCCUAAAAGAAGAAUGUAAUUUGUUUACAAACCUGUAGAUAACGUCUUUGGCGAUUUGUACGGUUUAAGGACACUGGGUGGCUGAGAUGCUACGAAAACAGCUCGGCCCAACAGACACUUCUCCUGGAUCACAUCCUUGAUGUUUUAAGAUAGCCAUGCUCUGAUUUUUGCCUGCUAUUUCCGUUCAAUGACAUCACUACCGCGGGAGCUCAGACAGAAGCCAAAUGCGACCAAGGACUCGUCCAACGGGUCUCACAACUUGCUCUGUAGAUGAAGGGAGAGGAAGAGAGAAGGCUUCUUUGGGUCUGCAACACCGACGGCCAUCCUGGCCCAAGGAUGGCAGGGCCCACAAAGCAUUCGUUGAAGACUUUUCUCUCAAUGAAGCUCACUUGAGUUUACUAAGAGCAUUUCAAAAUUAGGUUCCCUUUGGCGCUGUCUGUACAGAGAUUGAGGUAGUGUUGAAAUAUUAUAAAUGCUAUUGUGUUGAUUUUUUUUUAGUUAGGAAUUUAGAGGUUUAUUUCCUGAUAAAUGGCAGCAUAUGAGCUGUUGGCAUAUUGCUUUUUAUUUUUAUUUUCCAAAAAGAAUAGCCUUUUUCUCUGCACUAUUUAGAUCCGAAUGAACUUUACGAUGUAUAUAUUGAGAUGUAUUCAGUGUGAUUUUUAAACCAAAUUGUCUUCCUGUAGUCACAAUAUAUACUGUAGCCUUCUAACAGCAAGUCUUGCUUUCCCAGACAGAAAGCCAUUCUGAAACCCUACAGUAUCACAGGUGAGAAAAGGUGGUUAUUUUUCCCCCAAGACAAUAUCAGCACUAGUAAUCCUAUUUAAUAAGAGCUUAUUUAAUUGUAUGUCAGUCUCUUAACUGCUAAGCACUUUGUGGGUCUCAGCUUUUUUCAUAAAAGAACUUUUGUAUUUAAUACAAAGUUUGCUUUGAGACUUUUCAGCAUACGAUCUUUUUCCAUAAACUUGUACAGUGCAAAAGACAUUUUGAAUACCAUGAUCGAUGAUGUCCCAUGCUUCGAGGAAAACCAAACCCUUUCCACCUCGCUUGCAAAGUUCGCUUCUCACGCUGACCCUUCCUAGAGCUGUUCUGUGUCAGCCUGGCCCCUUCCCUUCUCCGAGCCCAGAGAACUCUUCCACAAACAAGAUGAGAUCCACUUGGGAAAAGAGCCAUAGUCAGCUGGGAGGGCCUAGGUCUGGAUGGCUGUGGAGAAACUUGAGGGUUUGGGGUCCAAAGUCAGCCCAGCCCACCUGGCUAACCCUGCCUGUGAGAAGAAGGCUUUCCAGUAGGACUGUCUUUGCCAGAAAGCAUCGUCAGAGCAUCACAAAGAAAUAUCUCAGAAUGUAUCCAGCAGAGGAAGCUACACCUCCAAGGGGAUGGCCAGCUCUUGGAUACGCUAUCAGAGUCAGAUCCAAACACCACCAAAAGCCAGCCCCUCACCCUCCCACGGAGGAAGGAAAGACUUGCACAUGUGAAACAUGGGGCAGCCGUGGAACAUGGUGUUUUUUGGAGUUUCCUUUCUCAGAUUUUCCAUCCUCCCCUUCUUUGUUCCAAUCACAUGUCCAUGACCUCAUUCCAUGACACCAGGGUCAUUCUGCUUGCACACCAUGCUCCUAGUUCACUUGAAGCCAAGGUACAAGGAGAACAGGAGAGAUUUCUCCAAUGGGGGGCCUGGCCUGGGAAUAGGGAGCAAUGGAAGCCACCCAGAACGUCCAGCUGGGCUUUUCCUGUCAGGAAUGGGGGAUCCUCACACGUAUACCCCCUCACUCACACACUUGCAUACACACCCACACACAGGAAAUGAUUGGUUUGUCAAAUCUCACUGUAGUACUUAAAGCUUGCACUCUGUGUCCUAUAUCUAGCAGCAUGGGGUACGUUUGGCAGUUCACCCCAUUAGGGGGUAAAUAAUUUAUGACCAUUCAUCUGUUUUUAUGAAUUUUUUUAUCUAGACAAUAAUUGUAAAUAAAGAAUUCACCGUCUCUGUUCAUUUAAUACUAUGCAAUGGUUAUGCUUUCGAUGACUGGCUCUUCUCACUCCCUCAGUGUGGUUCUGAAAUGUCUGUGGUUAAAAAAAAAAAUAGCAAAAAACAACAUCAAACAGAACAUAGUAAGUAUAUUAUAUGCUGUAAUGAAUACUUUUUUCCUAAUUUGGGUCUGCAGCAUCCACUUAGCUUCUUUUCCAGGGGCCCCGGAAGAAGAUAACUGAUUCAGUUCUGAGGUCUAAACUCGCCAACUUCCCUCCCAUGACAGGUGAGAGAAGAGCAGGGAACCCCAUUCCGUGAUUCCUAGGGCUGUAGUGUCACCUACCUUUGGAGGUGGGCAGGGAGGAGACUGUGGAAUUUCCCUCCUGAAACUCAGGCAGAGCUUUCCCUAAGUCAGGAGCAGCCCAGAUUGCUCCUACCAACCUCUCCCCUUGGCCUCUUGCCUCCUUGGCCCUUUGUCCCAACAGGAGCAUGGAGCUAAUAAGAGGGAGGGCACCCUGCUUCUGAGACCAGACUAAUUACAGUGACUGCUCUGGAGCGACACCUCUGUCCCUGUCUUAUCCCGGGUGUCCCAGUUAUUGAAUAAUCCACUCUUUUCCCCAACCUUUUUGAAAUGCCACAUCUUACAUGGAGUUGGGACUAUUUCUGGAAUUUCUCUCCUUUCCCUUCUCUGGGUGUCUCAUCUGGCAUCAGCCCCACGGUUGUGAUAAGUGUAGCUUUUUAACAUUUUAUUAUCUGCUGGGGCAAGCCUGCUUUGCUCUUCUUUUACGAAAUUUCUUUUACGAAAUUUCUUGGUUAUUUUCGUCCAUCUGCUCCUCCACGUAAACUUUAACAUUUUGCCAAGACUUCCACCCCUGCCCUCUUCCUACCCCAAAAUUGGGGCCCUGUCAUUCAGUGUGCAAGCAUUUUCCCUCCAUUGCAGUUAGUGUCCACUUAGCACCACUAAAGAGAGUGUGUCAUGUAAGGAGGAGCAAAACGGGGUCCUGCCAGUUGCCAGAAGCCUUGUGUCCCUCCCAUCGUUUCACCCAUCCCCUAAGCCCAGGAAUUGUCAGGAAAAGCCACCGAGCCCCCACCCAACUCACCUUGGGAACCAGAGUCGCCCCAUCUUAGUUGUACUAUAGGCGAUCCUCCUUCUGCCCCGGCCCAGCUGAAAAACAGGGGUCUCCCCCAGACCUGGAGCUACCAGCACUUACUAGGAGAGAGACCAUUUGCUAAGAAUAUGUGGUCCGGUUGCCUGUACUAAUUCUCAUCAUGGAGAAAUGUCUAUUCCCAUCUCCCUUUCCUGAGCAGAUUUUGUUGGUUUUUGUUUUUAUUUUAUUUUGUAUUUUUUUUGGGGGGGUGGUCAUCUCUUGCUCUUAUUCAGAGUUUUCAGAGGUGGUGUGACAGGUCCUUUGGGAUGCAGCAAAUUUUGCCUGGACCUUCUCACCCCUGUUACUCCUCCUGCCCCAUUCUUGUUCUGCCUACAGAAGGCUGCCAACCUGGGGCACUCUGACAAGCCUCCCACCCAAAUCUCUCUCCUGCCAUAGCUCUGAAGACCUACCACUAGAGGAUCUUGGGAGUGGGGGGGGGUGAUUCUUGAAGCUUUGGGGUCUUACAGAGCCAAAGCCUAAAUCAGAUAACAGCAGAAAAUCUCUGGGCCUUUCCCAAGUUCCAAAUCAAGCUCCCCAGAUUUUGAUGCAGCUAUCCAACUCUCCCAAGUGUGGGGAGGGGGUCCCGGGCCCUGGGCAUCAGCCAACAACCCCUCCCCUGAAAGCAAGAUAUUUGAGGCUGCUUUGGGACUCCCCUUCUCAGCCCCUAUAAGACUGUUUUGUAAUGCCUGUGGUGCUCUCCCUCCCAGACCUUUUGGGGGUCACCACACUUUGCUAACUCUCGUGUGCACGUAUUUUAUAACAGAGAGGUGAGAGAAUGGUGCCGCCUCCAGCUUCCACAAGCUGCCCGGGGUCUGGGACAAUCGGGGCUGAGAAGUGACUGUGCUCUUAUUGUACAUUCUUUAUUUCUCUGUAUCUCUGGCUUGUGCUCUCUGUAAUGAAUGGGAUUUGUCUGCCUUUUCAACACUAUACUGAGCAAUAACAAUAAAUGCACACGUGGAAACACAGA
Choloepus didactylus (southern two-toed sloth) is the source of this 9247-nucleotide messenger RNA. It is a transcript of the gene ATP2B2, whose product is annotated as ATPase plasma membrane Ca2+ transporting 2. Gene Ontology annotation, molecular function: ATP binding; ATP hydrolysis activity; PDZ domain binding. The record is from RefSeq and is a predicted model, not a curated record. Bases 559 to 4377 code for a protein of 1272 amino acids. Gene Ontology annotation, cellular component: postsynaptic density membrane; intracellular membrane-bounded organelle. NCBI's taxonomy places the organism in Eukaryota, Metazoa, Chordata, Mammalia, Pilosa, Megalonychidae. Gene Ontology annotation, biological process: calcium ion transmembrane transport; regulation of cytosolic calcium ion concentration. The transcript has 26 exons.